This is a messenger RNA of Amoebophrya sp. A120, 10058 nucleotides long. The record is from the annotation of a GenBank genome assembly. Lineage: Eukaryota; Dinophyceae; Syndiniales; Amoebophryaceae.
ACCAUUCGCAGCCUACCUAAAGAUCCUGCUUUACAUUUGCCUCUGUUCAUGCCCGCGCGCGAUUUUGAAGUACUGCAGCAUCAACAAAGUAUUAAUUAGUUCUUCCGUUUAUUGUUCCCCACCUCCCCAAAAAGCAGUCGCUUUGGCACGACCAGCAACUUUGCUUCCAAAAGGAAGCGAUUGUUUCGAUUUAGGAGCAGUAGGUUUCCAAUUUAGAAUCUUCGUUUAAAUUUAAAUCCGAUAAGUGAAGAACACCUUCGUAGAUCUGAAAAGAUGGCGAAGUCGUACGCCGUCGGUAUCGAUUUGGGUACGACGUACUCGUGCGUCGGCGUGAUGAAGAACGACACGGUCGAGAUCAUCGCGAACGACCAGGGUAACCGGACCACCCCGUCCUACGUCGCUUUCACCGACACCGAGCGGCUGAUCGGGGACGCCGCGAAAAACCAGUCCGCGCGCAACCCGGAAAACACCGUCUUCGACGCCAAGCGGCUGAUCGGGCGCAAGUUCAACGACCCGGUGGUGCAGAGCGAUAUCAAAUUGUGGCCGUUCAAGGUCAUCGCUGGUUCGGGCGAGAAACCCAUGAUCGAGGUCACCUACCAGGCCGAGCAGAAGAAGUUCCACCCGGAAGAGAUCUCCAGUAUCACAAAUUUUGUCUCUGCUUCUGUGCGAUUUAAGUACAUGAUUAUUUAUGUAAUUUGCGUCGAGCAGUACCGCCCUCGGAAAAUAAGUAAGAUAUUCGGUUGUUGAGUACUUUUUUUUAAACCUCGAGUAGACCAGCACAAGCCUAAAUGUAAUAUUCAGGUAUGAUCCUGACGAAGAUGAAGGAAACCGCGGAACAGUACCUCGGCGGUACUGUCAACGACGCCGUCGUUACGGUGCCGGCGUAUUUUAACGACUCCCAGCGUCAGGCCACUAAAGACGCCGGUAACAUCUGCGGCCUAAACGUCCUGCGUAUCAUCAACGAACCCACCGCUGCGGCCAUCGCGUACGGUCUGGACAAAAAGGGAGCCGGUGAGCAGAACGUGCUGAUCUUCGAUAUGGGCGGCGGUAUUUGUCGAUUUUUUGAUUUGCCGGGAGCAAGGCUUUGUACAAGUUGGAUCCUCGACCGGCUGACCGGCGCUGGCCCCAGUCGUAAUGCGGCGGGGGCGCAGUGGCGUCUCAGGUGGUACAACGCUACGGGCCGCCAGCGCUUGGCCCAAAGCUUGGCGGCCUCAUCCCCGCGCCACCGCGCCGCCACGUGGGACGAUGUAGGCGGGCCCGUAUAAUACGGAAGGCGGGACUGGUAGAAGUUCGACGAGCAGUGCGAUUAUCCAAAGGAGCGCAGCCGAGAGGUUUACAAGAGGCGAAGACUUCUCCGUCUCGAGAACCUUCUGGGCAAGACAAAUACUCUUGGAAAAAAAAUGGCGCAAGUUUUUUUCCAAAAAGUCUCAGCUUUCCAAUUUUUACUGGAUGGUGGUUUUUAUCCCAACGCUACGCUAAAUCCGGGUACCUACCAUCCACGCCAUUUCUAAAUAGAAAUGGUGUGGAUGGUAGGUACCCGGAUUUAGCAUAGCGUGGGGAUAAAAACAACCAUCCACAAAUUUCGUGCAAUUUUCCAAAAUCGCGUUUUUUUGUGGAUGGUGGUUUUUAUCCCCAUGCUAUACUAAAUCCGGGCACCUACCAUCCAUACCAUUUCUAAAUAGAAAUGGAGUGGAUGGUAGGUGCUCGCAUUUAGCAUACCGUCGUGCGAAAAACCACCAUCCACAAAAAAAGUUGUUUUUCUUGAAAAUCCGAAAUUUUUUUGAAUCGGAAAAAAUAUCGGCUUUGAACGCACAGCCGGAGACAAAAACUUCCGGACCAUAAUCAGCGCAAUCUGAGGAACUGCAGCCGCGCGGCUAGCUCGCACCAGAGGCGACAACCUAGGCAAAGCGUUGCGCGGCAGCUGCUCUAUUCUGUGCGUGCAUGCUUCAAAAGGCUCAAGAUUUGACUCGUCGCGACAUCAGGGCAACAUCAUACCAUGGGAAAAGAAGCGCAACGCAAGCGAGUACGUUUUUCCGAGCCCCCAAAUGAUGCAUAGUGUGGCAUCAGAGGCAAACUCGGACGUGGAGCAGCCUUUCUCGACGAAGUCUUCAGCUCUGGACUUUGACGAGUGCAGCAGCUGUGGGCCUAGCAACUUCAAUUUUUUCCAGCUAGCUUGUGAGGGACGCCACUAGCUAGUGCUGAUAGAUAGAUAACACAAGCCCGACCAUGCUGAAAGCGCUUUGAUUUUUUUUUAAUUUUUGUUCAUUUUUUGUAAUUUUUCUGCAUGUAAAAACUGCAAAAAUGGAUGGGGAUGGUGGUUUUUUUCUGGAUACCGGUGAACAGAACGUGCUGAUCUUCGAUAUGGGCGGCGGUAUUUGUCGAUUUUUUGAUUUGCCGGGAGCGGGACAUUGAUUUCGAAUUUCAUCCACCCACUACAUCUCCGAGGUGAGAAGUCACGACUGUGCGCAGGCGCCAGGUUGGAGCGCUGUCGGGUUGCUUCCAAAAGGUCGCGUGACCAGACACAGAAAAUUCACUGUCCUUCAUGCGAAUCGAUAGAAUUUGAAGUUAAAACCACUUCUUUCCCUCAGGUACCUUCGAUGUGUCGCUUCUGACCAUCGAGGAUGGUAUCUUCGAAGUGAAGGCCACCGCUGGUGAUACCCACUUGGGUGGUGAGGAUUUCGAUAACCGUAUCGUCGACUUCUGCGUCCAGGACUUCAAGCGCAAGAACCGUGGCAAGGAUCUGGGUUCGAACCAGCGCGCGCUGCGCCGGUUGCGCACCCAGUGCGAGCGCGCCAAGCGCACUCUGUCUUCCUCGACCCAGGCCACCAUCGAAAUCGAUUCUCUGUUUGAGGGGAUCGACUUCUCCUGCACCCUGUCUCGUGCGCGGUAUUGCUUGAACAAAAAUCUUUAGAUUCAUUUGCUCCUAUACUUACCACUUUUGAAGACAGCAGGUCGCGUUCUAAAUUGUACGACGAACUCUGAAACUGUAAAACUCAGAAUGAUAUAAAAAUUGCAAUUCAUUAUUUUAGGUUCGAAGAGUUGAACAUGGACUACUUCCGUAACUCCAUGGGUCCGGUUGAGAAGGCCCUGCGUGACUCGGGCGUGGAUAAAAAGAACGUCAACGAAGUCGUCUUGGUCGGCGGUUCCACGCGUAUUCCCAAGGUGCAGUCCAUGCUGCAAGAAUUCUUUAACGGGAAGGAGCCCAACCGUUCCAUCAACCCGGAUGAGGCCGUCGCGUUCGGUGCUGCCGUGCAGGCUGCUAUUCUGACCAACCAGGGCGGCUCGUCGACGACGGACAUCCUGCUGUUGGAUGUCGCUCCGUUGUCCAUGGGUCUCGAGACCGCCGGAGGUGAAUUUAGCUUUGCGUUCGGCUGCUUUACGGUCUCUUUGAUGUUAACAAGUCUGUGUCUGAGCAGCAAGAAAAAUGCACCUGCAGAGCGUAGUGGGUUCUUAGCCAAAUAAUGUUUUUCAGUAUAGAGGAAUCUAAAUUUUUUAAAUUUGGUUGUCCACAGGUGUGAUGACCAAGCUGAUCGAGCGUAACACGACCAUCCCGACCAAGAAGAACCAGACCUUCACUACCUAUGCUGACAAUCAGCCGGGUGUGCUGAUCCAGGUGUUCGAGGGUGAGCGUGCGAUGACGAAGGACAACAACUUGCUCGGUAAGUUCCACUUGGACGGUAUUCCGGGUGCCCCGCGUGGCGUUCCGCAGAUCGAGGUCACGUUCGACGUGGAUGCCAACGGUAUUUUGAACGUGUCCGCACAGGACAAGGCCUCCGGAAAGUCCAACCAGAUCACGAUCACUAAUGAAAAGGGCCGCCUGUCCCAGGCUGACAUUGACCGCAUGGUCAGCGAGGCCGAAAAGUACAAGGCGGAGGAUGAGGCGAACAAGGUGAAAAUCGAGGCCAAGAACGGCCUGGAGAACUACUGCUUCAACAUGCGCAACUCUAUGGACGACCCGAACAUGAAAGACAAAUUCGAGCCCGACGACAAAGCCGCCAUCGAAAAGGCGGUGCAGGAAGCACUUGACUGGCUGGACAAGAACCAGAUGGCCGAGAAGGUAUUAUUUUUAAAAAAUGGAUUUUUCUCUAUUCUAUUCCCAUUUCUAUGUUCCACAUAUUUUUACAAUCUCAUCUUCUGUAGUAGAAAGCACCAUGAGAAACAGAAAAGAAGAAUUGCGUCAAACACAUCUCUCCCAUCACCUCCAGGACGAGUUCGAGGCAAAGCAGAAGGAGGUCGAGGCGAUUGCCAACCCGAUCAUGAUGAAGGUGUACCAGUCGGCAGGUGGCGGCGCGGGCGGCAUGCCGGAGGGCAUGCCCGGCGGUAUGCCGGGAGGCGCGCCGGAUAUGGGCGGGGCGGGCCCGACCGUCGAGGAGGUCGACUAAGGAGGUGAAAUUCAUGUCGGAUUUGGAUGCUCUCUUUGAAAACUUUUUCGUGUUUCAUCAAGAGUAGACGGGUUUGAUACCACACUAGAAAUUUUCAUCUACAGUUCAAUUUACGUCGACCCCAUAGAUAUACUUCGGCUCAUCUUCUCUCGGAAAAUCUUUAUUCAGUCUUCUUUUUCACACGUCCUUUCAGAAGUUUUUUUGCGUAUUAUGUGGCGAGUUGUACAUAAGUCACAUCAUCUGCUUUGUUUUCAUUCGCAUCAUUUCCCCGCGACUGGUGGUGAUCCUUCGGAUGGCAGGGCCGGUGAAGAUGUGACACCCCGCUCUCCGCCGGACACAGGUCGAUGUAAAAGUUUAAUUUUCGAUUUUGCCGACGCUCUACAUGGGAAGCAAACGCCGACCACACGAUCUGGCGGUCGAGAUUUAGAACUACGUUGCAGCUCCAGUUGCAAACAAGACCAUGCGUUAAGACCCGCGACGGCGCUGUUGGAUCUAUACUUUCAAACAAGGAUCAAAUGAAUACUUACUUCUGCGUUCUUCAGCAGGUCUUUAAAAUGAAAAAAUAAUCUUCUUCCCCGCGUUUUGGUUUGUUUGCUACUUCUGGAUCACGAACAAGGCAACAAGGUAGGAUUGAGCAGGCGCAAGCACAGGCGGUUACGAUUCUAUGGUUACGUGUUGGUCGAAAAAAUUUGGUACGUCUCAUAUACAAACUUUUCUCAGUAUAGACAACUAAAAUCAACCAUCUUCCGCACUGAAACCCAAGUUCACGGAAUUUCUAAAUCAUUGUCUUGCACAAGAUGAAUCAGAAGCGAGUCGGCUGCCGGCUUGUUCACGUCUGAGAGAAACGCGUAGAUCUGAAUAGCUUUCGGUCCUUUUCCGCGAGAGAAGCGAUUCACCAUUCAGACGAGUCGGUUGAGUUUAGAUGAAGGCCCACGCUUCGGAUGGAUUUGAAAUGACGCGUUGGCAGGAUCUUUAAAUCUUGACUGAUGUUUGUUUACCAAGGAUCUAAAUCGCAAAAGAGCAGGCUCACGCGCGAAAGACAGAGGUCUAUGCAAUUCUUUAUGGAUCUGGAAAAAACACGGAACACAUUUCAACAACUUUCCACAGUCCUCAGAAAGUGCGAGAUCCGUUCUCAAAAAUCCUCAAGUCACCACAACAUUCACUGAUUUUUCUGAUCUAAAGCCUGCGACUACCAAUCCCAAAUUGUUUUCACACGACAUUUCCGAUCUUCUUUUCACACCGAAAUCUGAUCUGUAAAUCUGUUUUCCACUGCCUGCGACAUCACAAGUUUCUUAAAGCCUCGCUUUGAAAAAAACAGGAGUUUCGCGUACUCUUAGAAGAUUCUUUGUGAAGAAUCGCUUUCAUUUGCCGAAUUGCCUUUGCUCUGCCUCGUAGUCUACUUUUCAGAACACCAAAACCUACAAAAUGUCCAAGUCUCUCGCCGUUGGUAUCGAUUUGGGUACGACGUACUCCUGCGUCGGCGUGAUGAAGAACGACACUGUCGAAAUCAUCGCGAACGACCAGGGUAACCGUACCACCCCCUCCUACGUCGCCUUCACCGACACCGAGCGCCUGAUCGGUGACGCCGCGAAGAACCAGUCCGCGCGCAACCCGGAGAACACCGUCUUCGACGCCAAGCGCCUGAUCGGUCGUAAGUUCAACGACCCUAUCGUGCAGUCGGAUAUCAAGCUGUGGCCGUUCAAGGUUCUCGCUGGUUCCGGAGACAAGCCCAUGAUCGAGGUCACCUACCAGGCCGAGCAGAAGAAGUUCCACCCGGAAGAGAUCUCCAGUAUAAGAUUUUUGCUCUGCUUUUGUGCAAUUCAAGAAGAAUGUGAUUCUAAAAAUUUGCGUCGAGCAGUGAUGAUUGUACUUACCACCGUGAGAAAAGAAGAUAUUGGGCUGCUAGUGACGUAGUUGUUGAGGACUUUUUUGUAAAAUCUCUAGUAGACGAGCACAAACCUAAAUGUAAUAUUCAGGUAUGAUCCUGACGAAGAUGAAGGAAACCGCCGAACAGUACCUGGGCACCACCGUCAAUGACGCCGUCGUUACGGUUCCGGCCUACUUCAACGACUCCCAGCGUCAGGCCACCAAGGACGCCGGUAGCAUUUGCGGUCUGAACGUGCUGCGUAUCAUCAACGAACCCACCGCCGCGGCCAUCGCGUACGGUCUGGACAAGAAGGGCUGUGGCGAACAGAACGUGCUGAUCUUCGAUAUGGGCGGCGGUAAAUGCGACUUUUUGUUCUCUUCAUGAGUGAUAAUUUUUUUUCUGUUGCAAGCAAACAAACGCUGCCAAAUCAAUUGGAAUGUGCGUCGUGUGCGUUUCUUGAGAGUAGAGAGCAUCGAAGACAAUAGCAUCUACUAAACUGCUUCUACACAGGUACCUUCGAUGUGUCCCUGCUGACCAUCGAGGAUGGUAUCUUCGAAGUGAAGGCCACCGCGGGUGAUACCCACUUGGGUGGUGAGGAUUUCGAUAACCGCAUCGUCGACUUCUGCGUCCAGGACUUCAAGCGUAAGAACCGUGGCAAGGACCUCACCGGAAACCAGCGGGCCCUGCGUCGUCUGCGCACCCAGUGCGAGCGCGCCAAGCGCACGUUGUCCUCCUCCACGCAGGCUACCAUCGAAAUCGACUCUCUCUUCGAGGGUAUCGAUUUCUCCUGCACCCUGUCUCGCGCCAGGUAGAGUGAAUUAGUUGUGUGGUUCAGUAUUUGAUGCCGACUCAUUAUUCAGAUUAUGUUGUAAAGAUUGGCUUCGUAUAUUGUAUAACGCGUCGUCAUGUUUUGGUCUACAUGCGUAACAAUGUCGCCGUCACUUCAUCUAAAAUUUGUAAACCAAAUCUUCACGCACAUGAUUUAGGUUUGAGGAGUUGAACAUGGACUACUUCCGUAACUCCAUGGGACCGGUCGAGAAGGCCCUGCGUGAUUCCGGCGUCGACAAGAAGAACGUCAACGAAAUCGUGUUGGUCGGUGGUUCCACGCGUAUCCCCAAGGUGCAGUCCAUGUUGCAGGAAUUCUUCAACGGAAAGGAGCCCAACCGCUCCAUCAACCCGGAUGAGGCCGUCGCAUACGGUGCCGCCGUCCAGGCCGCGAUCCUGACCAACCAGGGAGGUUCCUCCACGACAGACAUCCUGUUGUUGGAUGUCGCUCCGCUGUCCAUGGGUCUCGAGACCGCCGGAGGUAACUUUAGAUUUUCCGCUUGUGUGUGAUUAUUGAUGUCCGCAUUGAAGAUGCUGCGCCUGAGUACUAUCAAGCAAAAUUAUGCACUUUCAGGGCGUAUUUUUCUAGAGGUAACCGUUAUUGAUCUGCAGUGUAAAUUGGGAAUGCUCCGGAAUCUCAAUUUGAUUUCCUUAUUGUGCUGUCCUGCACAGGUGUGAUGACCAAGCUGAUCGAGCGUAACACGACCAUCCCGACCAAGAAGAACCAGACCUUCACUACCUACGCUGACAACCAGCCGGGUGUGCUGAUCCAGGUGUUCGAGGGUGAGCGUGCCAUGACGAAGGACAACAACUUGCUCGGUAAGUUCCACCUGGACGGUAUUCCGGGUGCCCCGCGUGGUGUGCCGCAGAUCGAGGUCACGUUUGACGUGGAUGCCAACGGUAUUUUGAACGUGUCCGCACAGGACAAGGCCUCCGGCAAGUCCAACCAGAUCACGAUCACCAACGAGAAGGGCCGCCUGUCCCAGGCCGACAUUGACCGCAUGGUCAGCGAGGCCGAAAAGUACAAGUCGGAGGAUGAGGCCAACAAGGUCAAGAUCGAGGCCAAGAACGGCCUGGAGAACUACUGCUUCAACAUGCGCAACUCUCUGGACGACCCGAACUUGAAGGAGAAAUUCGAGGGAGACGAUAAGGACAAGAUUGAGGCCGCCGUCAAGGAGGCCCUCGACUGGUUGGACCGCAACCAGAUGGCCGAGAAGGUAUUUGUGCUUUAGAUGCAGGAGCUUCUUUUGGGUCAGUUUUUCUUGUUUUCGCAUGGCAUCUUCUCGGAUGGCAUAUAAUUACCUGUGUGCAGGAUUUUUCAUCCCAGCUGUUGGCAUGCCAGAGUAAGACCAUCAUGCAUUUACAUUUUCACCCUUUAAAAACCUAAAAAACAGGACGAGUUCGAGGCAAAGCAGAAGGAGGUCGAGGCUGUUGCCAACCCGAUCAUGAUGAAGGUCUACCAGGCUGCCGGCGGCGCUGGCGGUGCCGGUGGCAUGCCGGACAUGGGUGCUGGUGGCGGCAUGCCGGACAUGUCCGCUGGCGGUGCGGGCCCGACCGUCGAGGAGGUCGAUUAAGCGAAUAGUGAAAAUGGAAAAUAACCUGGAGUUUUGAUUCGACAUCACGGUGUAUUUUGAAACGAAAAUAACCGGAAGAACGGACCACUACUGCCCAGGAGAGGACCACAGGAACUUUGGACAACCGACAAUCUAUCUGUUUGGAAGUUGGACGAAGUUGAUGUGCUACAAUCGGCAAGGAAGUAGGUAAUUAAAAGGCAAAAGAAUCUGAGGCAAGAAAAUAAUUCGGAUAAUUUAGUCACCCAUUACGACUGCGCAAAAACCAACACGAGAAUUUUUCGAAUAAAGAGGCUACACGUGAAACGCAAUUUGUAUUGGUAUGUACCUAUUAGAUCGGAAUUUCCACCCGUUUCUGUUGUGGAGCUUUGCUGUUCUCCGAUACGGCGCUGCGCUAUCGAGGGUCGCUGCUGUUGCGGAACUAAAGAACCGAUCGCGACGACAUGUGGUGCCACCUGCGGAAAAAUCGUUGGACAGACCAAGCGCAGUGAGAUUUUUGAAUUCUCGAAGCGUUUGAAACUGGAACGAGCAGGCGGUAUAACUACAGGGUUCGCGUUCCGCACAGCGACGAAGAGUAAGUGACCGCUCGAUGGCAGUGAAGCAGUGCCCGGAAGAACCGAAUGACUCGAUGAUUUAAACUAGCGGAAUCCCGAGUCGAUGCAUUGAAAUAAUUUAUGAUUUUUACGUGCUUGAAAGGCGAAGAAACCCCCUCGAUUACGUGCUAAAGACAAGGAAUUCUAGACCACCGAAGAAAAAUGAAGUAGUACUAGCAUACGCUGCAAAUGAAAUGAACGCAAAAAAUUUGGAAAAGACGCUUGUUUUUGUGCAGAUUUCAAGAGAUCACUAUGCUAUGUUUCGAUCUAUGGUACCCGUGUAUAACCGCAUGUCGAUAGAGCGCGACAAUCUCCAGGAUUAGUUGCGGCUUUCUCGGUGUGUGAUAUAUCAACAACCUUACAUCAAGCAGUCUAUAGUGAUUUUGUAGGAAAAAUGCAUCAAGAAAAUCCGCAAUCACACGAGAAAAAAAAGCAUCUUAUCACAAAGGGAAAUCCAUCGAGUUCUAUUUUGGAAAGAAAAAACAUGCGCUAGUACUGUUUACAAACGUACCCUUUUCUUAAUCCGCAUAGUUCCAUAUGUGUUUAGAACAAGGUCUGUACCUUUCCACAGCGAACGAUUAUGUUUUUUUGAAUAGUGAUUCACACCCCUUCAAAAUCCGCACAGGAGAUGAAUUUGAGGCGAUUGUGCACAUGGAAACUUGGUUUCCACAGCAUGAAUUUCUCCUCAGAUUCGCAUCCUCCAGAAACCUUUCACACCUGUCUUUGCAAAAUCGUGAGCUCUUCGCCCAGAAACUGUCUGAAAAAACUUUAGGCAGAUCCCUACUCUUAGGUAUACAGUCUUAAUAUUUCAGAUUCAAAC